AUGGGUGAUUGUGAAACUGCUGUCCCAAUUACUCGAGCAGAUUUGGAUGCUCAAAACGUACGAAUCGACAAUUUAGCCAAUCAACUUGGGGAGAUGUGUGAGUUGUUGUUACAAGCUAUUGGUGGCAACAGUGGAAGAGAAGACAAAAAUAACAAUAGAAGAGAAGAUGGAGAUAACAAUAUAAGAGAAGACAGAGAAAACAACCAAGGAGGCAAUGCUGGAAGAAAUAAUAGGAGACAACAUGUUCCAGAGAGCGAGUCGGAGUCCGAAGAAGAACUUGUUGAACCACCACCGGUUAACAAUCCACAUCAUCGUAAUCACAACAAUUUUGGUGAUUAUCGGAUUAAAGCCGAAAUCCCUAAUUUUUGGGGAAACCUAAAAAUUGAAGAUUUCAUGGAUUGGUUGGUAGAAGUGGAGAGGUUCUUUGAAAUAAUGGAGGUCCGAGAGAACAAAAUGGUGAAGAUGGUCGCUUUCCGUCUGAAAGUUACAGCAGCUGUAUGGUGGGAUCAAUUGCAGAAUUCACGACAAAGGCAAAGAAAGCAACAGGUUCGUACGUGGCGAAAGAUGAAGCAGCUUAUGAUGGAUUGGUUCCUACCUACUGAUUAUGAACAAAUUCUGUACCGCAUGUACAUCGGUUGUACGCAAGGCAAUCGUUCGGUUUCUGAAUAUACCGAAGAGUUUAUGCGUCUAGCGGAGCGUAAUCAUUUGACCGAGACCGAAAACCAAAAGGAGGCGAUUAAUAUUGCGUUAAAGGCUGAGUUGUUGGAGAAGGAGAAACGCCAAACUAAUUAUCGCAGGAACACGAUGGAUCAUAAAGAAAAUGUUGCUACUUUUCCUAGUGACAAGGGGAAAACGUAG
This is a messenger RNA of Prunus armeniaca (apricot), 858 nucleotides long. Lineage: Eukaryota; Viridiplantae; Streptophyta; Magnoliopsida; Rosales; Rosaceae. The record is from the annotation of a GenBank genome assembly.